AUCUAAAUCGCCAGAAAAAAACUGUUAACAAAAAAGAUUUCGGAAGAAAAGAGUAAUAUGUGCAUUUUGAAGAAUGCCGUUUCAGGCGCCUUCGUGGACAGAAUUUUAUACCUGUCCCAUAUGUGAAAACGAGUUUUCAACAAAUCAACGUUUACCCAUUAGUUUAGGCUGUGGUCAUACUAUAUGUCGUGUCUGCCUGUCGACGUUAUACAGUCGUCAAUGUCCAUUUGAUCAGACAUCAAUAUCAACAGAUGUUGAUAACUUACCAAUAAACAAUGCUCUAUUGCAACUACUUAACUCAGGGGAUGGUAAUGAUAAUGGAAAUGGUAGCAAUGGCAAGAAUAACAGUGGCGCCUCUACAUCCAAUACAAAUUCCAAUACGAAAAACACAACGAACGCGAAUAAAACAUUUGCUGGUCCCAGUGACAAUGAAGGGGCGUUUGGGGAUCAACACAUGCCACCGAGUGUUCGCAAUUUAAAACCAGACGAUUUGAAAUGCUACAAAUCUUCUAAGAAAUGUAUCGAAGACCUUGCCCAAUAUUUGAAAUCGUUUGUUACAAACAGUGGCAAUGCUUUGCUAACACGUCCAAUGUUACGGAAGUUGGUGACAUUGGUCAACUGCCAAUUGAUGGAAGAAGAGGGUCGCAUAAGGGCAGUUCGAACAGCUAGAUUUCUUGGUGAACGUACAGUCACGGAGCUAUUAUUACAACAUCAGAAUCCACAACAGUUGAGCUUAUGCCUGUGGGCGGCAGUUCGGUCUCGUGGUUGUCAAUUUUUGGGUCCAUCUAUGCAGGAAGAAGUGCUAAAAUUGGUUUUGCAGGCGUUGCAAAACGGAUCUGCCCUCUCUCGUAAGGUUUUGGUUAUGUAUGUUGUGCAGCGUUUAAUCGACAAUUCAUUGCCGGCAUCUAAGACCAGUAUUGGUCACGUGGUGCAAUUGUUAUACCGCGCUAGUUGUUUUAAGGUGUCGAAAAGGGAAGGAGAUUCGUCAUUAAUGCAACUCAAAGAAGAAUUUCGCAACUACGAAGCUUUGCGUCGUGAACACGACGCCCAAAUUGUACAAAUUGCCACGGAGGCUGGACUAAGAAUUGCGCCCGACCAAUGGUCAUCCCUGCUGUACGGAAACACAUCUCACAAGUCACAUAUGCAGAGCAUAUGCGACACCUUACAAACACCCUCAUCAUUUGCCCAAUCUGUCCAAGAGUUGGUAUUAGCCUUGCAGCGCACAGGAGAUCCAACGAAUCUAUCCAGUUUGCGUCCACAUCUGAAGCAUUUAGCUUCUAUCGACCCAUCGCCGGAGAGUCCGCCUCCAACAUGGUCUGAAGUCGAAAAGGCUUUGGAAGCGGUUCGUUUUGUUGUUUUGGGUUUAGUGAAAUUCAUGCAGUAUCACAGCAAUCGCAAGGUACAAGAUUAUCCUGCGCCUCCCAUGAAUGCGAAUGGCAAAUAUAAGAUAAGCCUGUGUCGCGAUUUAACGGAAAGGCGUAUGUGUCCUCGCGGGCCAAAUUGUACAUUUGCUCACUCAGCAGAAGAACGCCAAAGAUAUCGUGCUAAACAUCGUAGGUCGGGUCCUGGUGACAAAACAAUGGUGAGGCCCCACACGGUUACAGGUGUUUCGGGCGUCAGCAGUCAAAUGGAAAAUGUAAGAAAUGAAUAUCCUAAAAACCAAAAUCAACACCCGAACAACAAUAUGGUUCCUUCUCACACGGUGCAGCAAAGUCUUACGCUGUCAAAUGCCAUUGACAACGGCAAUUCUCCAGUCAAAAUGAAAUCAUCGCCUAUGAGGAAAUACUCCAACAACGAGUCGAAUGGGGGAAACCUUGGUAUCGGCAUGCGUCCCAAUUUAAUGGAAUCUACUGCAUUCAUGGGUGGUCUUUCUAAUACAACGUCACCGUUAAGUAUGCAGGGCCCCCUCGGGGCAUUGCAUUCUAGCCCCAUACCACAACCUGGACACUUGUUAGGCAUCAAUGCACCCACGCCCAUUAUAAAUGUGCCACCAAUGCAUAAGCACCCAACCAACUUUGACGGUAUGCCUUUCGCAUCGCCCAAUUAUGGCAGCAAGUAUAUGCGAAUGCCAAAUAUCGGAAUGCCCAUGCCUCCCAAUAUGCGUCCACAUAAUAUCAGAGGCCCCAUAAGUAGCAGCGGAAUGAUGGCGGCAGGUGGUGUUGGAGGAGGCGGUCCAUCGGGACAACAGGGCAUUUUAUCACCCAGAUCUUCCGUGCAUAACCCGAUAAAUGUAUCCACCGUUGUAAACCCACCGAAUUUACAGGGCACAAACACAAAUAAACCAUCAGGUAGUCCAUUGCAUAAAAAUAUAUUUAAUUCGGCAAUGCCGGGAGAGUAUUUUAACACUCCUCCACCUCCAACUUAUUUUGCAAAUGCCAAUAUUGCUGAAGCCAUGCCAGGCGAUAUGCCAUUGAGAAUGCCUAAAACCAAAAUGACAAAGGUGGGACCAAAUGCUUCGUGGGAUGCUCAUCACCAACAGUCGUGUCAUCCCAUGUAUAUGAUGCCACCUGCCCUUACGCAGCCACAACAACAGCCUGCUCAAAGACCGCCAUUAGACUCUAAUGUGUUCUUCGAUACAAAUCCACUGGAGUACAACAACAAUACCAAGUCCACAACUAAUUUAAUCGAUUCACCCCAAAUUUUACCCGAUAACUUAUUAUUUAAAGGCAAAUCAAAUUUUCUGGAAGUCUCUGGAACAGCUCUUAAUGAUACUGACAGAGUGAAGAAUAAAACGCCCAUAGGUGGUUUGCAUGGCAAACCAAAUCCAUUUUGGAAUCUGAGCAAUAACAAUGAACAAACUAACAACAGAGGUGUACAUUUCAUCAGCAGCACAACUAAUAAUAGUGUAAACAUAGAACCGCCAUCACCAUCAACGUCUUUAUUCCGUGAUAGGGAGAAUUUUGUGCGAUCAGACUCUAUAUUAGACGAUGACGCAGCAACAUUUGAUGUACCGCCGACAUCUACGGCAUCACUAGGAAAUAAGUAUGGUCCCAUUUGCCCAAUGUACAAGGGCAUGGCGGCAUCAUCGUUAGCCCAUUCUACAAAUAACACAAAUACAUUUGUAGAUUCUUGGAACGCUCUAAUAGCCCAAGAAAACGAUAAUAUGCACUCCUCCGCAUCUAAUAAUACGAAUAGCAAUGGCAACGAUUUUACAGUAUUCUCGUUGGAUAAUAACGACCCGUUGGGUAUGACUCUGAGCAAACAUGCAACAUCGUCACAAUCAUCCGAUCUUGAUAUCGUGCCAGACAUUGCCUCCGGUCCACAAAAUUUAACGCAAGCAGUAAAUGCAUUUGAUAAUUAUGAAAAUAUGCAGGCAACAUUAUCGAAAUUAUCAUUUAUGGAUGAUUCUACUACUGCCCCCGAACAUAAUGAACGUGACCAUCAUCCACAACAGCAACAACAAAUUAAUCGCUACUCUUUCGACAUCAACCCACUGUUUCACAUGUUGGGCGGAAAUAAUUUUGAAUCGGAUAUAACAAAGAAUUCAACGUUAAACGAUGAUAUGUUGUGGAAUAACAAUUCGAAACAUGCAACAUCUAUGAACUUGGGCUUAAACAGUUUCUGGAGCGACGAUGUAAAUGUUGCGCCCACCACAGCUACUAAUGCAUCAUCAACGUCUAAUAGUCUUACAAACAAUAACAGUUUGGCAAGAAGCACACAGCAAACGCAAAUGGAACAAUGCCAAACACAAAAACUAGAUGAUACCGAAUUCGAUAUCACAGAAAUUGUUGAUAAAAUGUGGCCAAAGGGUGGUGGCGAUGAUAGCGGCAUAAAACUAGAAUAA
Messenger RNA from Musca vetustissima, 3784 nucleotides. RefSeq lists its product as uncharacterized. The record is from RefSeq and is a predicted model, not a curated record. The transcript has 4 exons. Bases 74 to 3784 code for a protein of 1236 amino acids. Gene Ontology annotation, molecular function: metal ion binding. Lineage: Eukaryota; Metazoa; Arthropoda; Insecta; Diptera; Muscidae.